Molecule: messenger RNA, 846 nt
Organism: Kickxella alabastrina
Lineage: Eukaryota; Fungi; Kickxellomycota; Kickxellomycetes; Kickxellales; Kickxellaceae
Exons: 6
Coding region: 1-846 (281 amino acids)
Source: RefSeq, a predicted model, not a curated record
AUGACUAUCGAGUUUACAAACACAAUGCGCAACCUGCGCACCACUCUGCGCUCUGUCACCAGACACACGCCUGCCCGCAGCACUAGUCCACGCAAGCUGAUGCGCCGCCUGCGCACUUCCCGAGCCAAGGCUGAGCAGUUUGACUCGCCCAGCCCUGAGUCUGCACACACCAGGGUUGCAUUCAUCCAGGAAGACGCCAGGUCCUCACACUCCAAAGUUGAAAUUGAUUCCUACCAUGGUGAGCUCACAGCUGCGCAGGAUGCAGCCGAGGAGAAGCUGAGGCUCCGGCUUAAGCAAAAGACCACAAGGUCGCUUGCUUACAGCAAAAAAAUACUCACCGACAGCAAUAACGCGCUUACUAAUAUCAACAAGGAGCUUUACAAACAACUAAUAAUCGAGGAAAGAAAGGUUAAGGUUCUGCGUUUUGAUUUGGUCAAUCUUGACCGUGAGUUGAAGAAUACCGACUGUAAGCUGGAAGUCACUGAGCAGAAACUCAACGAAUCCGACCAGAAGCGUGAAGCCGCCGAGAAUCACGCGCAGGCUAUUGAGUUGCAGACGGUGGAGCUGAUGGAUCUUGCACAGCAGGAUUUUGAUGAGCUCUACGACAAACUGGAGCAUAUCAAGUAUGUUUUCCUUGGCCAGCCUACUGGAAAUCUCGAUACUAUUAACGAGAGCGAUGCCGAUGGCCGGUACUUUUACGACAAUCACUAUGUCCAGCCAAUAGACAUGAUUGAGCUGAUCGCGAUUGAUGCUAUCUACACAGUUGAUUCUGAUUCUGAUAACCAGCAGCAGAAGCUGUCUGUACCAGGCGUUAUUUGCUUGCGCAAGCGCAUGCGCACCAUUUAA